GUUCUUUGGAGAGUGGCCGCUGCACUUCCGGUGCAGACGUGGCUCUGUACUGCUGCCAUCUUGACGCUAGGCUAGCGAGCAAGCGUUUAUCCUCAAUUGAGCUGGAUCGUCGUCCCUUGCAUAUUUGGAGUGGUUGAAACAACCGAAGCAAAAAGAGACAAGAAACUGAAGGCAGUCAUUUUAUAACGAGAGGAACAAAAAUGGUGCUGUUGGCAGCGGCGGUUUGCACCAAGGCUGGAAAGGCCAUUGUUUCACGACAGUUUGUCGAUAUGACGCGGACACGAAUUGAAGGUCUCCUUGCGGCAUUCCCAAAACUAAUGAACACAGGAAAGCAGCAUACCUUUGUGGAAACAGAUAGUGUCCGUUAUGUUUAUCAGCCACUGGAGAAGCUCUACAUGGUCCUCAUCACCACCAAGAACAGUAACAUCCUUGAAGACCUUGAGACACUAAGGCUCUUUUCUCGUGUGAUCCCAGAAUACUGCCGUGUACUGGAGGAGAGUGAGAUUUCAGAGCACUGUUUUGACCUGAUCUUUGCCUUUGAUGAGAUUGUAGCUUUGGGCUACAGAGAGAAUGUCAACCUGGCUCAAAUCCGCACCUUCACAGAGAUGGACUCCCAUGAGGAGAAGGUCUUCCGUGCUGUAAGAGAGACCCAGGAAAGAGAAGCAAAGGCUGAGAUGAGGAGAAAGGCCAAGGAGCUGCAACAGGCUAGAAGGGAUGCUGAACGCUCUGGCAAGAAGGGACCAGCUUUUGGUGGCUUUGGCAGCGGUGGCAUGACUAGCAUUUCUUCAGGAUCUAUCAUCACGGAAACCAUUGUCGAGCCUGAAAAGCCCAAGAUCACACCAGCUCAAGUCAGACCUAGUGGACCAAGUAAGGCACUGAAGUUGGGUGCUAAAGGGAAAGAGGUGGACAACUUUGUUGACAAGUUGAAGUUGGAAGGUGAAACGAUCAUGCCGUCCUCUGGGAAGAGAGGUUUAGAUGUUUCUAAAGCUCUGCCACCACCAGUCAAUGUAGAGAGUGUACAUUUACGUGUAGAAGAGAAGAUCUCGCUCACUUGUGGUCGUGAUGGAGGGCUGCAGAACAUGGAGGUGCUGGGCAUGGUCACACUACGAGUCACAGAUGACAAGAAUGGACGCAUCCGCCUUGUUCUCAUCAAUAAUGACAACAAAGGAUUACAGCUACAAACGCAUCCCAAUGUGGACAAGAAGUUGUUCACUGCUGACUCAGUGAUUGGCCUGAAGAACCCCGAAAAGUCCUUCCCUCUCAACAACGAUGUCGGCGUGCUAAAAUGGAGACUACAGACAACAGAUGAAUCACUCAUACCUUUAACUAUAAACUGCUGGCCUUCGGAGAGUGGCAACGGCUGUGAUGUCAACAUUGAAUAUGAGCUGCAGGAGGAGAGCCUGGAACUCAAUGAUGUGGUCAUUACCAUACCAGUGCCCUCUGGUGUGGGUGCUCCUGUGAUUGGAGAUCUGGAUGGAGAGUACAAACACGACAGCCGACGAAACGUCUUAGAGUGGUGCCUACCUGUAAUUGAUGCCAACAACAAGACUGGCAGCCUGGAGUUCAGCAUUAGUGGACAGCCCAGUGAUUUCUUUCCCGUGAAUGUGUCCUUUGUGUCUAAACGUAACUACUGCGACAUCCAGGUUGCCAAAGUGACACACGUAGAUGGUGACGGCUCCGUUAGAUUCUCUUCAGAGACCUCGUUUGUUGUCGACAAAUAUGAAAUCCUGUAAUCAUAUUUGAAGAAAAAGUGGGAAAAGAAAUGGCCCAAGAAAAAUAGUCCACGUCUGUGCUCCAGAGAACGCUUUACAAUUCCUUGCUUACCCCCCCUGUAUACUAUGACACAGACUGUACAUCAACAGGACUCCAUCAUCCCUCUGGAAAAUGCUGCUCCAAGUGGGGCAGAGCUGCAGUGGUGUAUUUAUGUUUGUAAGAGUGAGAUGAUCAUUUGUAGCGUUAAUCGAAAUUUCCAAACAAGAGUGAUACUGUUGCCGACCCGAACAGAGGCUGAUGGAAGAUGAUUGCAGGGCAGGCCACUCGUCACAUCGUGGUCAGUUUAUCAGAAUGAUGUUGGGGAAACCUGAGAACACGAGACACUUGUAUGAGCCUUCGUUAAAAUUGGUGAAAUCACUUAACAUUCAUCCUCCACACCUGUGCUUCUUACUUUUAAUGUUGCAUUGCAAUAGUUUAUGGCUGAUAUGGGGUUUUCGCUUUCUGUUUCAGAUUUUCUUAACUGCAGAGUUCUGUUUGUAUCUGUCAUGAUAAGCAAUGAAAUAAUUGUUUUUCUCUCCAAUA
Messenger RNA from Syngnathoides biaculeatus (alligator pipefish), 2295 nucleotides. RefSeq names its product coatomer subunit delta. Gene Ontology annotation, biological process: retrograde vesicle-mediated transport, Golgi to endoplasmic reticulum; endoplasmic reticulum to Golgi vesicle-mediated transport; Golgi localization. Bases 201 to 1733 code for a protein of 510 amino acids. Gene Ontology annotation, cellular component: COPI vesicle coat; cytosol. The record is from RefSeq and is a predicted model, not a curated record. Lineage: Eukaryota; Metazoa; Chordata; Actinopteri; Syngnathiformes; Syngnathidae. The transcript has 10 exons.